Aspergillus glaucus CBS 516.65 is the source of this 1256-nucleotide messenger RNA. RefSeq lists its product as uncharacterized. The record is from RefSeq and is a predicted model, not a curated record. The transcript is spliced from 4 exons. Gene Ontology annotation, cellular component: intracellular anatomical structure. Lineage: Eukaryota; Fungi; Ascomycota; Eurotiomycetes; Eurotiales; Aspergillaceae. Gene Ontology annotation, molecular function: oxidoreductase activity, acting on NAD(P)H, oxygen as acceptor. The coding region runs from base 98 to 889 and encodes 263 amino acids.
GGGGGCGGGUAGGCGGGGCUAGUAUAUGAUGACAUGAACUGACAGCCUUCAAAUAAACAUUCGAGUCGUUUUCAAGAAGAAAAACAAGUAUACGAAAAUGGUCCUCCAUCAGCCUGAAAACAAACACGUACUUAAGGCAUUUGACUUGAGCGGCAAGGUUGCUGCUAUUACGGGCGGCGCUCGUGGUAUCGGCCUUGAAGUUUCAAAAGCACUAGCAGAAGCCGGUGCCGAUGUCGCUCUAAUCUACAACUCAUCCAAAGCGGCCGCCGACACCGCCUCAUCAAUCGCAUCCGAGAACAACGUCAAAGCAGCCGCAUACAAAACCGACGUCGGUGACCAAGAGGAUAUCGAAAAAGCAAUCCAACAAAUCGCCACAGACUUCGGAAAACUAGACAUCAUCGUCGUAAACUCGGGGAUCACAUCCAGCAUCGCGGCGGAGGAUUAUACCACGGAACAAUGGAGGGAAAUCAUGAAGAUUAACCUUGACGGGGCUUUUUAUACCGCGCAGGCUGCGGCGCGGAUCUUCAAGAAGCAGGGAUAUGGGAAUGUCAUAUUCACGGCGUCUGUUAGUGCGACGUUGGUGAAUGUUCCGCAGAAGCAGGCUGCGUAUAAUGCAUCGAAGGCUGGUGUUGUGCAGAUGGCUAAGUGUUUGUCUGUUGAAUGGGUGGACUUUUGCCGAGUUAAUUGCAUCUCGCCUGGUUUUAUUGCGACGGAUAUUCUUGAUAUUCAUCCCCAGGAGUGGAAGGAGAAGUGGUUUGAUAUGAUUCCGGCAAAACGGAUGGCGCAGUCUUAUGAAUUGAAAGGGGUAUGCAUCCCUCGUUGGUUAUGGACAAUUGCUGAUUGCUAUAGGCUUAUGUGUUUUGUGCAUCCGAUGCAUCGAGCUAUAUGACCGGCGCGGAUCUUGUUAUUGAUGGUGGAUACACACUGCCGUAGUAGUAUUCGAAUUAUGAAAUUGUGUAAUCACGCAUAUCAUUCUAAACCUGGCAAUUGAUUCAUAAAAUCCAUAAUCGUCGAUUCUUGUAGGAUAGAAUCCACCCCAUCAAGCUGCGCCAUCUCCAACGUCGGCCACAUCAACGGAUACAAACUCGCCAACUGAGUCUGCGGCGACUCCUCCGUGGGCCGUCCCCACCCAUCCAUACUCGGAUCAAGAUACGUCCCACACAGCGAACGAAUAACACCCAGACAUCGAAGAGCCGUAGGAUUAAGCCGUCCCAUUGACUCGAGGACAGGCAUCGCUCUGAAUAUCUGGUCCCGCC